This is a messenger RNA of Megalopta genalis, 559 nucleotides long. RefSeq lists its product as uncharacterized. The record is from RefSeq and is a predicted model, not a curated record. NCBI's taxonomy places the organism in Eukaryota, Metazoa, Arthropoda, Insecta, Hymenoptera, Halictidae.
CGGUGUCCCAGGAAAUGACCGGGCCACUAUAAAAGCGGGUGUAUCCCGUGGUUUUUGCAACAGUUAGGAUCGUGAAGCACAACGCUGUCAUCAUGAGAACCUUCAUUACUCUCGCUAUCAUCGCCCUGGCGUGCCCCAUCUAUGGCCAAGAAGAAAAGCACCUUGAGAAAAGAGGCAUCCUUCUCGGAGGACACGGAUCUGGCGGCGGUUUCGGAGGAGGUAUUUCUGGUGGAUACGGUGGUGGUAGUUCUCGAGGAAUCUCUGGCGGAUAUGGCGGUGGAUUGUCUGGUGGACAUGGUGUCGGAAUCUCUAGUGGAUAUGGCGGAGGACUGUCUAGUGGAUAUGGCGGAGGACUGUCGGGUGGAUAUGGUGGAGGACUCUCUGGUGGAUACGGCGGAGGCCACUCUGGCGGUUACUCCAGUGGCGGGCAUGGAUGGUAAAAAGAGCAGUAUUUAUGGAUGCUGAUAGGCACUGGUGCACCUUUGAGUUCUACUAUAAUUUUAUAAAAUACCAGUCGAAUAUGUACAUUAUAAUACUAAUGAUUCAGAUGUAUAAUAAA